AUGAAGGUCCUGUACACAAACGCAGCAGCUAGUGUUGAGGAGUGGCUCACCAAUGCUGAAGCUUCCCUAGAUUCUUCUGCUAGGAAGAUUGUUGGUCUUGAUGUUGAGUAUGACAAACUCAGUGGAACCUAUUUCAAUCCGAAGAAAGCUGCUGUGAUCCAGCUAUGUGUUGGCACUGAUGUUCUUGUGUACCACAUAUGCCAUGCUGAUGAGAGGAGUGAAAAGUUGUAUGAUUUCUUUUAUGGCUAUAGGUACACUUUUGCUGGGUUUUGUGUCGCAGAAGACCGCACCAUUCUGUCACGUUCAAAGUACUAUGUUCAUAAUGUGAAGGAUAUCCAGGCAAUAUGGAGAGAUCCGGACAACAGGAAGAGAACUCAAGGUUUGAAGGAUGUUGCUGGAGCUAUUAUAGAUCCAAUCUAUUUUGAGAUGAAGGAUGGUUUUGGAAGGGCAGAGCACAGGAUGUGGGCUGAUCCGCCGCCUCUACCGCCUAAGCAUUUGGAAUAUGCUGCACGGGAUGCAUAUGCCACGUAUGAGGUUUUUCGGAGGCUGGAUGUGUUUGAGAGGGGCUUCUUCUCCUUAUUCAAACAUCCCGAGAAGAAGCGUGGCAGGGAUUGGUGA
This is a messenger RNA of Lolium perenne, 618 nucleotides long. Lineage: Eukaryota; Viridiplantae; Streptophyta; Magnoliopsida; Poales; Poaceae. The record is from RefSeq and is a predicted model, not a curated record.